AUGGCAAAUCGUUCGCAUACCCCGCAGAAAAACCCCCAGUCACGACCACAGACUGCGCGACGGCCAGUGAAGUCCACACGUAAUGCCGACAGGAAUAGCGACAAACGCCCAGAUCCGAGAUCAAAGGUAGAUGACCUCGGAUUCCUGGAGCUCUCUCCCGGAACAGAUCCCAUUGUCGAUAUUGUCGCCAUCCAUGGGCUAGAUGGACACAGAGAAAAGUCGUGGGCCACGAAAGGGUCAAUUAUGUGGCUGCGCGACUUCUUGCCAACCGACUUGUCCAACGCUCGAGUCUUAUCGUACGGAUAUGAUGCCGACACCUCGAGCCGGGAGUGUGUAUCCACUCAGACAAUGCGUCGACAUGCGGAUGGAUUCGCCAGAGCGCUCGCAAGGAGACGCAAGGACCAUCCUCGACGACCCUUCAUCUUCGUAGCGCAUGAUCUAGGAGGUAUCAUCCUCAAAUGGGCGCUGGUGAUCUGCCAUAAUCAAAGACUAGAAACAAAAUGCGACCUUCGCGACCUUCUGACCUCCACCCAUGCGAUCCUUUUCUUCGGAACUCCCCACUCUGGCACCGACACCUCUCUUCUUGAACAAGUCACCCGCGUGGCCUCGGUGUAUAUGGAGACGACGGACACCAUCCCCAAAGAUCUUCGGGUUCACUCGUCUGAACUCGAGAAUAUACAGAGUCUCUAUGUUCAGGCAAGUACGAAUAUCCACACCAAUGUUUCGUACUCCUCGGCUGUGAUUGCUGGCGAUCCAAACGCAACGGCGAUUGUACUCCAUACCGACCACCGUGAUCUGGUCAGAUUUGCUGUUCAAGAUCAGGACAACUAUCAAACAGUUCUCCACUAUCUCAGAGAGUACGUCGACGACGCGGCUGUACAGGUGAAGGAGAAGUGGGUCAAGGAGGAUGCUCACCGUGGUGUUUCGAAGGGAGAGUCCAUUCCUGAGGAGGUGAUCAUGCCGAAACCCCGUCCACCUGUAUCAAGAGGCUACAUCGAGCGAAUUCAUUUCCAGUCUCUUAUCACGCGGAAGCUUCUGCCGGAUGGCCCAGUGAAGCACCAGCCACGGUGUAUACUACACGGGCUUGGAGGUGCGGGAAAGACGCAGCUCGCAACAAACUGGAUUCAAGAGAAUGAGAGCCGCUUCAAUCGGGUGAUAUUCGUCGACGCCACGAGCGAGGCCCAGCUGGAAGCAGACCUACAACACGCAGUCGAACAUCUUGGUUACAAGGAAAAGAAGUGGCUGCUCUUUAUCGACAAUGCCGACUCGCCAGACCUCGAUCUCCGCCCAUAUCUCCCUAGAUCGGUUGAUGGCGCGAUUCUCAUCACUACGAGAAACAGACAGUGCACCAAAUACGCUCAAGAUGGCGCAGUGCCUGUUGGUGGUCGUGAGGAAAGCGAAGCGAUCAACCUGCUUCACACAACUGCUGAUAUUGCACCUGCAUCCAGCGCCGAUUCGCUCGAGAUUGUGAAGGAGCUAGGGAUGCUGGCGCUCGCUAUCACUCAGGCAGGCGUGUACAUUCGCGACACAAAGCGCCUGAGUACAUACCUAGACACGUUUCGGAAAAGUCGGGACCGACUUCUAAGCAAGCAGCUAGAUCUCGACUCCGAAUACACGUCAUCGACAUACACUGCAUUCGACCUAUCAUUCCAUCGAUUACAGAAAACGACGCAAGAGUUCUUGAAGCUAUGCGCAUUCCUCCAUCACUCACUCAUUCCGCUGUCUCUCUUUGAGAGGUCGAUAACCUCUGGCUUCACCACGCACACCGUCGAGAAAAGCUGUCCUCCGCCGGCAAGUGACAAGACUUUUAGGUCAAAGCUUGAGGAGAUAUUUGGCAAGACAUGGGACGAGGUUUCGUUCCAGGAGAUCAUCAACGCGGCCUUGCGGGCAUCACUUAUCAACGUUACAACAGACGGCCUGUUCUACGCGGUUCAUCCUCUGCUGCAGAUGUACAUCCAGGAUUCGCUUGUCGUAGAGGACAAAAAGAAUUAUAUUCGGAUGACGGCACAAUUAUUGCUUGGUGCAAUUCGACCAGCACCAGGGAGCAAUGUGGAGCUUUGGCAACUGCUACCACAUGCUAACAGCGUCCCGUUAUCGACGCAAUCGGAGAAUCUAGCACAUACAUUGGUUUUCAACGAUUUUUACGAUUCUUUGGGAAAUUGGAACACAUGCUGGAAGCUGUUAGAAUGCUCACUCGCACAGGUCCAGCGAUGCCAAGGAGAAAGGCAUAUUGACACCAUGUUGGUAAUGAGCAGACUUGGAGAAGCGCUUUGGUGCUGUGGUGAACUCGGCAAAGCAGAGAAGAUGCAGAGAGAUACGCAUGUUCUGCGGCUUGAGGUCUCUGGACCACGCCAUCCUGACACCAUCGUAGCCAUGGGCAACCUUGCGCUCACCUUGGGUAGCCUUGGUCAAUUUGGUGAAGCCGAGAAGAUGGAGCGAGACGUGCUUGCUCUGCGGCUUGAGGUCUCUGGACCACGCCAUUCUGACACCAUCGUAGCCAUGGGCAACCUUGCGCUCACCUUGGGUAGCCUUGGUCAAUUUGGUGAAGCCGAGAAGAUGGAGCGAGGCGUGCUUGCUCUGCGGCUUGAGGUCUCUGGACCACGCCAUCCUGACACCAUCGUAGCCAUGGGCCAACUCGCGGGCACCUUGGGUAGCCUUGGUCAAUUUGGUGAAGCCGAGAAGAUGGAGCGAGACGUGCUUGCUCUGUGGCUUGAGGUCUCUGGACCACGCCAUCCUGACACCAUCCUAGCCAUGGGCAACCUCGCGGGCACCUUGCGUAGGCUUGGUCAAUUUGGUGAAGCCGAGAAGAUGGGGCGAGACGUGCUUGCUCUGUGGCUUGAGGUCUCUGGACUACGGCACCCGGAUACUCUCAAUGCGACCUACAAUCUUUCCCAUACACUAUAUCUCCAGAGACGGUUCGAAGAGGCUUUGCAGCUCUUAGAAGGCACAAUCGAACUACGCCGCGAGAUCCUUGGUGAACAUCAUCGUCAUACUCAAUGGGCGAUCCAACUUCUAGGAAAGAUCAAAUCUGCGCAGUCUUCUCAUGGCUUGUAG
Serendipita indica DSM 11827 is the source of this 3054-nucleotide messenger RNA. Lineage: Eukaryota; Fungi; Basidiomycota; Agaricomycetes; Sebacinales; Serendipitaceae. The record is from the annotation of a GenBank genome assembly.